AUGGCCGAUAACAGCGUAAUCGAUACCCUCACGGAUAAUCUAAUCAAUGAGAUUCUAUUUGAAAUUGUCUUGGAAGCUAAGACGACGAGUACCAAGAUGGAUCUUCAGCGACAACAGUUGCAGUCCUCGUCGCUGCCUUCGUUGCAGCAGCAGCAGCAGCAAACCCACUUGCAAUCCAACAACCCACGCGCAUCCGGCGUUUCAAAAGGUCAAGGCGAUCCACUAAACCCCAAUUUCGAAUGCUUGAUAUGCAAUAGGUGGAUUUCGUGCAACCGAUACGCACCGCACUUGAACAAUUGUCUAGGGUUGAGGGGAUCUAGGGGAUCUACGAGAGCGGCAGCGAGUGUGGCAAGUGGGGCAAGUCAGGCGAGCUCAACACACUCCAACACAACAAACAACACAGCAGCCACCCACAAGCCGCCUACCAAACACACCAACUCGCACAGCAACUCAAUGGUGAAUACACUCAAGCACACCAACAAACCACGCCAGUCGUCGCCGUUAUCAAAUACACCAACUCACACACAAGAUUACCUCUUCAGCGAUCUGCAUAACAUGUCCAAAGACCUCUUCUCUCCGAGUAACUCUGAAAGCUCAGCUUUGAGUUCACCGCCUAAGGGUGGGUCUAACACUGACACUUUGAGGCAGAGUGCGCAGAGUGCUGAUAGUGCUGAUAUAGAUUCAUCCGGUUCAGAGGAAGAGUCUUUGUGA
Messenger RNA from Wallemia ichthyophaga EXF-994, 711 nucleotides. RefSeq lists its product as uncharacterized. The record is from RefSeq and is a predicted model, not a curated record. The coding region runs from base 1 to 711 and encodes 236 amino acids. The transcript has 3 exons. Lineage: Eukaryota; Fungi; Basidiomycota; Wallemiomycetes; Wallemiales; Wallemiaceae.